AUGGCUAGAAACCAGAUGGGAGUGCUUAACGCACUUGAUGUAGCAAAGACGCAGUGGUACCAUUUCACUGCAAUUAUAAUUGCUGGGAUGGGGUUUUUCACAGAUGCAUAUGACCUGUUUUCCAUUUCUCUUGUCACCAAAUUGCUCGGUCGUAUAUACUACCAUGUUGAUGGUGCAGAAAAUCCCGGUAGUUUGCCUCCAAAUGUUGCAGCUGCAGUGAAUGGUGUUGCGUUUUGUGGAACUUUAGUUGGCCAACUCUUCUUUGGUUGGCUUGGAGACAAAUUAGGCCGAAAAAACGUUUAUGGAAUGACCCUCAUGCUCAUGGUUAUCUGCUCCAUUGCCUCAGGACUUUCCUUCGGACAUUCUGCGAAGGGUGUCAUGGCCACACUUUGUUUCUUCAGAUUCUGGCUUGGUUUUGGCAUCGGUGGUGACUACCCCCUCUCCGCCACAAUCAUGUCGGAAUAUGCCAACAAAAAAACUCGUGGGGCAUUCAUUGCUGCUGUGUUUGCUAUGCAAGGAUUUGGCAUUUUAACCGGUGGAAUUGUUGCUCUCAUUGUGUCAUCUGCGUUUGAUCAUGCUUCCAAUGCCCCUUCGUAUGAAGUUAAUCCAGUAGCCUCAACCGCGGCUGAAGCAGACUAUGUUUGGCGCAUCAUUUUGAUGUUUGGAUCGGUGCCGGCAGCCAUGACAUACUACUGGCGAAUGAAGAUGCCUGAGACAGCUCGCUACACAGCCCUUGUUGCCAAGAACGCCAAGCAGGCAGCUUCAGACAUGUCUAAGGUACUGCAGGUGGAUCUCGAAGCUGAAGAGGGCAAGGUAGAGGUAGAGCACGAGUCACCCAAUUCUUUUGGCCUUUUCACGAGGAAAUUUGCACGUCGCCAUGGGCUUCACUUGCUUGGAACCAGCGUUUGUUGGUUCUUGCUGGACAUAGGCUACUAUAGUUCAAAUCUUUUCCAGAAGGAUAUCUUCAGUUCAAUUGGAUGGAUUCCACCCGCGAAAACCAUGAACGCCAUCCAUGAAGUGUAUGUGGUUGCAAGAGCACAAACACUCAUAGCAUUAUGCGGUACAGUUCCAGGGUAUUGGUUCACAGUGGCUCUGAUUGAUCAUAUAGGAAGGUUUACCAUUCAAUUGAUGGGAUUCUUCUUCAUGACCAUCUUCAUGUUCGCCCUGGCAAUCCCUUACGAUCACUGGACAAAGAGGUCUAAUCGUAUUGGCUUCCUUGUCAUGUACUCAUUGACGUUUUUCUUCGCCAAUUUCGGACCCAACGCCACCACAUUCGUUGUCCCGGCAGAGAUUUUCCCUGCAAGGCUUAGAUCGACCUGUCAUGGAAUAUCAGCAGCGGCCGGGAAGGCUGGGGCUAUUGUAGGUGCGUUUGGAUUCUUGUACGCUGCACAGAGCACAGACCCUAAAAAGACUGAUGCUGGUUACCCUCCUGGUAUUGGUGUUAAAAAUUCACUAAUAGUGCUAGGUGUGGUCAACUUCUUUGGGAUCUUGUUCACUUUACUAGUACCAGAAGCAAACGGAAAAUCACUUGAGGAGCUAUCAGGAGAAAACGAGGAUGAAGAUGAUGUGCAGGAUCAACAACAGGCCUCUUCGGUUAGCGCAAUGCCACUAUGA
This is a messenger RNA of Dovyalis caffra, 1614 nucleotides long. The record is from the annotation of a GenBank genome assembly. Lineage: Eukaryota; Viridiplantae; Streptophyta; Magnoliopsida; Malpighiales; Salicaceae.